Messenger RNA from Solanum dulcamara, 1078 nucleotides. RefSeq lists its product as uncharacterized. The coding region runs from base 294 to 950 and encodes 218 amino acids. The record is from RefSeq and is a predicted model, not a curated record. The transcript has a single exon. NCBI's taxonomy places the organism in Eukaryota, Viridiplantae, Streptophyta, Magnoliopsida, Solanales, Solanaceae.
GUUCAAUACAAGAAAUGAACCCUUUCAUACGAAGGAACCUUACUACACGCUUUUGUGAUACGAAGUGCUAAAAAUGGUUAACUAUUGACUUCUUAAAAAUCUUCCUUGCCGUCUUUGCUACCCCAAGUACCGUAUCCCUUCUGUAAAAAAAUUCAGUCUUUUCCCUCCCUUUUAUGAAUCUUGAAUUCAAUCUUCUGUGAGUUUUUAUUGAUUGGGUUGAUCUGGAUUGUGGAAUUUCUGUUGAUUUAAGUUAAAGAUUGGAUUUUUUUUCAGUUUCUUGAUUCAACCCCCAAAUGGUCUGUUGUGAAAGCUCAAUACUGCCAGUUGACCAAGAAAUAACAGUGGCCAAAUCCCAGCAAUUGGGGAAAAUCAAUCAAACGCAAAAGAAAAAGAACAUGCCCAAUUCCAAGAAUCAUUCUUGUCAGCAAUCUCGUUAUGCUUUGAUUGAUGUAAUGAUUUUGAUUGCUGUAAUUGGUGCUUGUGGGGUUCUGUUGUAUCCUUCUGUUAAUCUUUUGGUGAAUGAAAUAUCUGAAUUUCUCAGAUUAAUCAGUUCUGAGGUGAAAGAGGAGAUUUUUGAAGCUCCAGUUUUAUACAUCUGUUUAGGACUUAGUAUUUUAUUUGCUGGAAUAGCUCUUUGUGCAGUUGCAGUAUGUACUGGCAGGAGAUGUGGGAAACCAGGUUGUCGGGGGCUUAAGAAGGCUGCUGAAUUUGAUAUUCAAUUAGAGACAGAAGAUUGUGUUAAGAACUCAAAUCCUACACCAAAAGAUGGAGUCAAUAAGAAGGGAUUAUUCGAGUUGCCUCGCGAUCAUCAUAAAGAAUUGGAAGCUGAGCUUAAAAGGAUGGCACCUCCUAAUGGGAGAGCUGUUCUGAUAUUUCGAGGGAGAUGUGGAUGCUCUGUAGGUACAAUGGAAGUGCCUGGACCCAAAAAGACCCGAAAGAUUAAGAAAUAGGAGUAAUGUUGUUAUCUGUAAAAACAUAUUUUAUACUGAAGUAGACAUAAUGAUCAGAUAAUAUAAGAAGAUACUAUUUCCUUCAAUAAAUCAAAUGGAUUAUAUAGAAAAGCUAUUUGUAGUUUGUA